AUGGCAUACAUGUACCUUUUAUCAAUUUUUUUAUUUUUCAAUAAUAUUGAUUGUAUUUCAUCUGUUACCUAUUCGUGCGAUCGAAAUGCUGAAUGUGGAUGUUCAAAAACGAAUGCUCAAUUAAACAAAAUUGUUGGUGGCGAAUCAGCAGUCGAUUCUAGUUGGGGAUGGGCUGUAUCUUUACAACGUAGCUCUACUAAUAGUCAUUUUUGUGGUGGUACAAUUAUAUCACCAUUACAUAUUAUUACUGCUGCUCAUUGCGUUGUAGGCACUUCAUUUAAUAUUGGCUCUACAAAAGUAGUUGUUGGCAUAGAUGCACUUUCUCAAAGACCACCGAUGGCUCAAGAACGUUCCAUACUACAGGUUUUCUCACAUCCACAAUAUAGUACCAUCACGAAAGCGAAUGAUAUUGCAGUCCUACGACUUAAUCAACCAUUAACUAUUUCAAAUGAAAAAGGUACUGCUCGAUUAUGUUUCCCACGAGUUAAUGCAACAUCCAUGGCCUAUAAUUAUCCCAUCUCAAAUUCAGCACUGGUGGCAAUUGGAUGGGGUGUGUUACGAUCAGGAGACCAGACCAUACCAUCUAACCUACACCUUCAACAAGUGACAGUAAAUUCUCUACCGGCAGAUCAUCAAAUGUGCGCGUCUUCAAUUAAUAAUCGACAACUUCAGUUUUGUGCUGCUGUAUCGGGUGGUGGAAAAGAUACAUGUCAAGGUGAUUCAGGUGGCCCUUUAAUGUAUUUCGAGUCCAAGGAACGCCAGUGGGUAUUAGCUGGUGUAACUAGCUACGGGCAGGGAUGUGGUCUGUCUAGUUACGCUGGUGUAUAUACACGUACUUCAGCCUAUCAUAGUUGGCUUCAAUCAAUUGUCACUGAUCGUUUUAUUGAAUUAACAGUGAAUGGUGCUAGUGACAUGUUGACAGUGAGUAAUACUAGUUCUACUACAGCAAUGAAUGGUGCUAGAUCUACUUCACCAAAUUUAUUUUGAUUCUUCUAUUGUGGAUUUCUUCGACGAACUCUUCUUGGUGCAGGAUCUGGCCGACUUACGCCAGCAGAUCUCUUCCCAUAUCCAUUAACAUUAUCUUCUUUAUUUCCAUUAACAUUAUCCCCUUCAUUUCCAUUUAAUUCAUCAUCAGAUAUCGGUUCUAAAAAAUUUAAAACAUUUUUAAAGAUACUGUUACUUGGUUUAAAUAAUAAUAAUCUAAAUAAUAAACGUAUUUGUUCAAAUGAAUCUGAAUUAACAUGUGGUAUUUCAUACAAUCAACCAAAACUUUGUGCAAAUGCAACGUGGAACCAGGCGGCUAUAACUUUUGCCGAUGGCACCACGAUUGGCACACUACCUCUAGGCAUUUUUGUCAAUACAGAUAACAGCGUUUAUGUCGCUGAUCGAUCGAAUGGGAGGAUUCAAGUGUGGUUUAACGGAAGUACCACACUUACAGGCAAUUACUCUGGUGGUCUAUCUACACCUUAUAGCGUCUUCGUUACGGAAAAUAGUGAUGUUUAUGUCGACAAUGGCAACACAAAUUAUCGGGUUGAUAAGUGGGGAUGGAAUUCAACAAGCAGUGUUCCAGCAAUGUAUAUGUGCGGGCAAUGUUACGGUCUUUUUGUCGAUAUCAAUAAUAUGCUUUACUGCUCACUGUCUUCUUAUCAUCAAGUUAUCUACAAAUCAUUGACCCAAAAUUUAAAUAUAUGGACUAAUGUCGCCGGUGUAAGUAAUACAGCUGGAUCGACAUCGACCACACUUCAUAGUCCUUAUGGAAUCUUUAUCGAUAAAUACUUAAACUUAUAUGUGGCUGAUAAUGGAAAUAAUCGGAUUCAAAAAUUUGCAUCUGGACAAUCAAAUGGAACAACAAUAUCAACAGGAGCCAUCACACUCUCCAUUCCAACUGGAGUUAUACUCGAUAGUGAUGGAUAUGUUUUUAUUGUUGACAAUGGCAACAAUCGCAUUAUUGGUUCAGGACCUAAUGGCUUUCGAUGUAUAGCAGCAUGUUUUGGAUCAUAUGGUUCAUCAUCCAGCCAAUUAUAUUAUCCACAAAGCAUGAGUUUUGACAGUUAUGGAAAUAUAUUUGUCAUCGAUCAAUACAAUCAGAGAGUACAAAAAUUUCUCUUUUUAUCAAACUCAUGUAAUACAACCACAGUAACAACUACCACAACAACUAUGAUGAGCAUCAUUCAAACGACCACUGCAUCAACAUCCGUGUCUUAUUCUAAUGUUAUAUCAUUCAAUCAACCAAAAUUUGGCGCCUAUGCUACUUGGGAUAGCAAUGGAAUUACUUUUGCAAAUAGUAGUACAGUUGGCACAAGUCCAUAUGGAAUUUUUAUAGACACUAGCAAUACGGUUUAUGUAGCCAAUAAAGCAAACAAUCAGAUUCAAGUAUGGUUAUCAGGAAGUAGUAUACCUACAAGAAAUAUUACUAGUGGUGUUACAUCUCCAUAUAGUAUCUUUGCUACAAUCACUGGUGAUAUUUAUGUCGAUAAUGGAUAUGCAAAUAAUCGAGUCGAUAAAUGGGCAUCAUACGGAAAUAUAAGUAGUUCAAUAAUGCAAGUUCAAGGUGCAUGUUAUGAUCUCUUUAUCGAUAUUAAUAAUACUCUUUACUGUUCAAUGUAUAGUCAAAGUCAAGUUGCUAUAAAAUCAUUGAAUGGCAAUUCAAGUCUGUGGAUCGUUGCAGCUGGUACAGGUUGUUCUGGAUCAACUUCGAAUACACUUGAUAAUCCUCGUGGAAUCUUUGUUGAUACAAAUCUCAAUUUAUAUGUUGCUGAUUGUGGAAACAAUCGAGUGCAAUUAUUUUUAUCUGGGCAAGUAACAGCAACGACAGUAGCAGGAAGUACCGCUAAUGGAACAAUCUCACUUAGUUGUCCUAGUGAUGUUGCACUUGAUGGCGAUGGAUAUCUUUUUAUUGUAGACAGUAAUAAUAAUCGUAUUAUUGGUUCAGGACCUAAUGGCUUUCGAUGUAUAAUUGCAUGUACAUCUACCAGUGGUUCAGCAUCCAAUCAAUUAAGUAAUCCAUCGACUUUUAGUUUUGAUAGUUGUGGAAAUAUAUAUGUUACUGAUCAAAGUAAUAAUCGAGUACAACAAUUCACUCUUCAAAUCAACAAUUGCAGUAAGUUACUUGUAAAUAAUGAAACAUUAUGA
This is a messenger RNA of Adineta steineri, 3132 nucleotides long. The record is from the annotation of a GenBank genome assembly. NCBI's taxonomy places the organism in Eukaryota, Metazoa, Rotifera, Eurotatoria, Adinetida, Adinetidae.